This is a messenger RNA of Brachypodium distachyon (stiff brome), 2028 nucleotides long. RefSeq names its product protein DETOXIFICATION 29. Gene Ontology annotation, molecular function: xenobiotic transmembrane transporter activity; antiporter activity. Lineage: Eukaryota; Viridiplantae; Streptophyta; Magnoliopsida; Poales; Poaceae. Gene Ontology annotation, biological process: xenobiotic detoxification by transmembrane export across the plasma membrane. Gene Ontology annotation, cellular component: membrane. The transcript has 8 exons. The record is from RefSeq and is a predicted model, not a curated record. The coding region runs from base 280 to 1758 and encodes 492 amino acids.
UACAUAUAUAUAGCUGAACAUCAAGCAGAUUCGUUAAGCUUUAGCUCCUUAGCUAGAGCUUUCUCUCAGACGCGCGCUAACUCGCUCCUGUCUGUUCAAGAGCACAUAUAUAAGGGAUGCCACAAACUCUGCAUAAAUACCGUGCGCCGGCCGGGACUAGAGACUAGCCAGAGAGCGAGCUGCAAGAGUUGGACGUAGAAGUAGAUGAUAAUUAACCGGGCCUCAGCUCAUCCUGCUGGUUAAUUUGGAUUUGUUGACCUGAUCUUUCCUGAUAUACCGAUGAUGGUGGUGAAGCGAUCGCCGUCGUCAAGAGACGACAUGCCUACGCCGGACAAAUCGGUGGUGGGGGAGAAGAUGAAGACGUGCAAGAGCAGCUGGGAGGAGUCGAAGCUGCUGUGGCACAUCGCGUUCCCGGCCAUCCUCACGGCCGUGUUCCAGUUCUCCAUCGGCUUCGUCACCGUCGGCUUCGCCGGCCACAUCGGCGAGGCCGAGCUCGCCGCCGUCACCGUCGUCGAGAACGUCAUCGAGGGCUUCUCCUACGGAGUGCUGCUUGGCAUGGGCAGCGCGCUGGAGACGCUGUGCGGGCAGGCGGUGGGCGCGGGGCAGGCGGACAUGCUGGGCGUCUACAUCCAGCGCUCCUGGAUCAUCUGCGGCGCCACGGCGCUCUUCCUCUCCCCGACCUACAUCUUCACGGCCCGCAUCCUUCGCGCGCUCCACCAGCCGGCCGACAUCUCCGCCGUGGCCGGCAGCUACACGCGGUGGGUGCUCCCUCAGCUCUUCGCCUACGCCGCCAACUUCCCGCUGCAGAAGUUCUUCCAGGCGCAGAGCAAAGUCUGGGCCAUGACCUUCAUCUCCGGCGCCUCCCUGGCGCUCCACGUCGCGCUCAACUACGUCUUCGUCACCAGGCUCGGCCACGGCCUCUUCGGCGCCGCCAUGGUCGGCAACGCCACCUGGUGCGUCAUCAUCGUCGCGCAGCUUGGGUACCUGGUCUCCGGGUGCUUUCCGGAGGCGUGGAAAGGGUUCUCGGUUCUCGCGUUUCGCAACCUCGCCGCCUUCGUCAGGCUCUCGCUCGCCUCCGCUGUCAUGCUCUGCUUGGAGCUGUGGUACUACACUGCAGUGCUCAUCCUUGUGGGCCUCCUGAAGAAUGCACAGCUCCAGGUUGACGUCAUGUCAGUUUGCAUCAAUUACCAGCUCUGGACCCUGAUGGUGGCACUAGGCUUCAAUGCUGCAGUCAGCGUUAGGGUGUCAAACGAGCUGGGCGCCAACAGGCCCAAGGCGGCCAAAUUCUCGGUGGUCAUGGCGGUGUCGACCUCCGCUGCCAUCGGGGCUGUCUUCCUGGCCGUCUUCCUCAUCUGGAGGACUGAGCUGCCGCGAUUCUUCAGCAACAACAACGAGGUGGUGAGCGAAGCUGCCAAGCUGGGCUUCCUUCUAGCAGCAACAAUCUUCCUCAACAGCAUACAGCCGGUGCUCUCAGGUGUGGCCAUAGGAGCAGGGUGGCAGUCGCUUGUGGCAUUCAUAAACAUUGGGUGCUAUUACUUGGUUGGCAUCCCACUGGGAGUCAUCUUUGGCUUCAAGCUAAAACUUGGUGCAUUGGGGAUUUGGGUGGGCAUGUCGAUUGGCACGCUGCUGCAGACUGCUGUACUUCUCAUAAUUUGCUUCAGAACUAAGUGGGAGAAACAGGCUAUGUUGGCCGAAGAGAGGAUCAGGGAGUGGGGGGGAAGGAGCGACACAUUGCCCGCGACGACUACGGUAGCAUAGAUCGAUGAUCAGCUUAGAUAGUUCCUUCAUGCAAAUUGGACAGCGUAUUUAACACAGAGCGGUAGAUUUAUAGAGUUAAUUAAUCUGUACAGAUUGAUCCAAUGUACCUUGACUUUAUAGUUGGGGAAAUACUUUGGUUUCUGGGCAACCCCUCUCAAAUGUUCAAACUGAGCUUUAAGAGGCUGUUGGCCUGUUGGGUUUUCAUGGCAACCCCACGCCUUUACAUAGUCUGACAACCUUUCAAUGUCUUUGCAAGUGUUCAAAACACCA